Cloeon dipterum is the source of this 5278-nucleotide messenger RNA. It is a transcript of the gene Pde9, whose product is annotated as phosphodiesterase 9. Gene Ontology annotation, molecular function: 3',5'-cyclic-GMP phosphodiesterase activity. The record is from RefSeq and is a predicted model, not a curated record. Lineage: Eukaryota; Metazoa; Arthropoda; Insecta; Ephemeroptera; Baetidae. The transcript is spliced from 13 exons. Gene Ontology annotation, biological process: cGMP catabolic process; signal transduction. The coding region runs from base 239 to 2521 and encodes 760 amino acids.
UCAGUGCUCAUGCUCACUCUCGAGUUGGUCGGUCGGCAGGCAAGUGAGUCAGUCAGUCGAGUGUGCAGUGCAGCAGACGGUCCCUGAGCCGCCCCGUGUGCGUUUAUGACCCUGCCAGGGCGGAGCAGGAGCAGCCCCUCGCGUUCCCCUGCCCCGGCCCGGCGGAGAAUUCACCCCUCGGCGGAUGCUGCUGCCGCCGUCGCCGCCGCCGCUGCUUUUGAUGGCCUGAAAAGCGUUUAUGGACCCUAUGCUCAACUCAAUUGAAACUUCUGCACCAGCACGAUGCGCGAUUUGUGGCAAUUAUCCCCUCGCGGAGAAGACCUUCUACGUACGGGUCGGCCACCGAAAAGAAGUGAUGAGGAUACCAACCACAAUGCCAAAACUUGACUUCAUAGACAUGCUACGCUCGGCGGCUGAAGUCGACAAAAGCGAAAUCCUCAAAUUAUACUCAGACGCGGGCCAUCUAGUCAAUAUCUCGCCAGAUCUGCCGGCAAACUCGCCGGACUCGCCGUACGAGCUGCACGCGAUUGCCACUAACUGUAAUGAUAUUCUGCGGAGAGAGCUGGGCAUGGAUUUCGAUGCUCUCGACCAUAGGAUAAGUGAGCUGGAACAAAUGCUAAAUCCAGACAACAUAGAUGUAUCCAAAACCCUGGCUCAUCUGCGCAAACAGUUGGAAGCCUUCAGGCUCAAGCUGGAAGGACCCAAAGUCCAACAACCUGAAUUGAAAUUGGAACGUCAAUCGCCGACAAAAGAGAGGCACAAUUGGAAUACGCUUAAUCAGCAGUUUUACGCUCGACGCAGCGCUGAAGAGAGACUUGUUGUGUGGCACAAAUUCCUCAAAAUAUGUGAAAUGUCGCUUUCUGAGGAUGUUCGGGUGAGGCUGCGUCAAGUGAAUUUCGACAUCAAUGAGUGGGAGGACGAAGAGCUGCUGGUGAUGCUGCAGCAAAUGUACCUGGACCUCGAACUGACCUCCACCUUUGCUUUGGACAUUCAUACUCUGCGAGGCUUCCUUUUUCAAAUCUACGAACACUACAAUGAUGUGCCAUUUCAUAAUUUUCGACACUCCUUCUGCGUAGCACAAAUGAUGUAUUCGCUGAUAUGGGCUGCCGGCCUUCGGAAGAGGAUGGGCGAUCUGGAAGCACUGAUUUUAAUCACAUCUUGCAUUUGCCACGACCUGGACCACCCUGGCUACAACAAUAUUUACCAGAUUAACGCGCGCACAGAACUUGCAAUCAGAUACAAUGACAUCUCGCCGCUAGAAAACCACCAUUGCUCAAUUGCCUUUCAAAUUCUGUCCCGGCCGGAGUGCAACAUGUUCAAGAGCUUCUCGUUCGAGCAGUUCCGGCAGGUGCGCGAGGGCAUCAUUCGGUGCAUUCUGGCCACCGAUAUGGCGCGUCACAACGAGAUCAUUGAGCAAUUCCGAGAGAUAACGCCAGUGUUUGACUUCGCCAACAACUCGCACACUAAUUUGCUGUCGAUGGUAUUGAUAAAAGUGGCAGAUAUCUCAAAUGAGGCGCGACCGAUGGAGGUCGCCGAGCCGUGGCUUGAUCGCCUUUUACAGGAGUUUUUCAAGCAGAGUGACUCUGAAAAAUUAGAAGGCUUGCCUGUGACGCCAUUCAUGGACCGGGACAAAGUGACGAAGCCGUCAUCGCAGUGCAGUUUCAUAGGACUGGUUUUGUUACCUCUGUUCGAGGCAUUAGUAGUCCUGCUGCCAGAGCUCCAUGAAAUGAUAAUCAAGCCAGUACAGUUCGCGUUGGACCACUACCGGCGGCUGAACGAGGCGGCCCGCGAGCGCCGCAGUUUGGACUUGCAGUUGUCCCUGGAGAGCCCGCAAUCGGACGUGGCAUCGUCGCCGACCGACUCGAAGCGCAGGUCCAUUUCCAUCGAGAGCAACCCGCGGCAGGGCCGCUUCAGCAUCCAGUCCAACAGCGAGAUUCUCAGGCAAAUCAGUUUGAUCGAGGAGGCAGAGCACGGCGAGGACGUCACCGAGGUCGACAUCAGUGAAAAGACUCUCAAAUUCAAAAUUUCCACCGAGCAUACCGUCAACAACCACCGCAAGGGAAGCACAGAAAAACAGAGUUCGGUGGAGGUGUCGCCGUCAGAGGAGGAGCUGAAGGCGUGCCGGAAGCAGUCGUUCUUUGCCAAGCUGCGUUUUUUCCGGGACAAACUGAACGGGCAGAGCGUGCCGUUCAAGAAGGCGGGGGGCGCGCGGCGCAAGUCGUCCUCCUCGUCCGAGAUCAACAAGCAGUGCAGCUCCGACAGCGGCGCCGGGCCGUGCGUGGCGGCGCCGUCGCUCGACGCGGUCGUCUCGUCCGGCAGCCUCGACUGCAUGCUGGCGCCGACCACGGGCGGCGCCGCCAACACCGACGGGAAGCCGCACAAAAAGAACCGGCGCUUUCAAAAGCUGAAAAGCAGUGGCGGCGGCGGCGACGGCGCCCGCAGCCCAAUCAAAAGCAAGGUCGCCUCUUUUGUUGGCAGUUUCCGCAAAAACCGCCGCUCCGACAACUACAAGACUAAUUAGCCAAAUAGGCCCAGCAACACACCUCACUCCGCCAUCAGGGUUCGCAAAACCAGCAUUUUUCCGGAAAAAAUAUAGCUGACUUUUUGUGCAAUUUUUCCCUAAUUAAAAAAAAAUACUUCAUAUUAGAGAAGAACAAAAAAAUCGUGUUUACCAGCACUGAUAACAAAAAAUGAUGGAUUUUUGAAAAAGUUUUAUAAAAAAAUUAAGAGAAUUCGCCAAUUAUUGCGAAUGCCUGUAGUUUCGCAGCCGCCAACAGAGAUGAAACCACAGUAUACUUGCUUUUUUAAAAUGCACUUUGAAUUCUGCUGCUGUGCAUUCUGCACUUAAAAUAAUUUAUUUUGAUUUUUGUUAAUUAAAAAAUUGACAGAGCCAAUCGCCACAGAAAUGUACAAAAUCUACAGCGAUUGGUUGAACCAAUUUUAGUUUUCAGCACAUUCAAAGUGGCAGGAUUUAGUCUUAUCGCAGUGGAAUUUAAAUCGUAGGUAACCUGUCGACGGCUUUGUACACUUCAGGCAUUAACAAAUAAUGGCGAGUUGAAUUAAUUAAAUUACGAAAUGGUUAAUUCGCCGCGUCUAUCCUCAUUCCUAUGGAUUUCAGCCAUUUCGCAAUAAUUUUUAUUUAAUUUUUCUGUUAUCAUAGUCCAAUUGGGAAACCCGUUAGUGUUUGGAUCUGCUAACAGAUGGCACAACCGUAAAUUUAGAAUUUUCAGCAUCAUUUUUGGCCAAAAGACUCUAUUUGACGUGAUUAAAACCAAAAUUAUAUAGAUCAAUUUUUCGAGGCUAUAAAACGAGGAAACCCUUUAAAAUUGCUGUUUUUUUUUUUGUAAGAAAAAAUUUGCACAAUGCAAACCUUGGCGAACCCUAUCCGCCAUAUCCAUUUCAUAUAUAUAUUUCUAUAACACUUCGCCCUUUUCUCUACGCUAUAUUAAUUCGUUUCUAACCACGUUUAGCUGUUACUAGACGUGAAAAGUGUUUUUAUCCGUUUUGGAUAAAGGUCAGUGUUGCGUAGAUUGCGUUCUUCCGAGAGGGCAGGGAAAUUGCCUACCGAGAAAUAAUUCUUUGCGAGAUAACGGAACGUUUGGAUAGGGCUAAUUUUUAAAUGAUUUGAUACGCCACAAGACUCAGAGUUAGAGAAAUAGAGGCAUAUAUGUAUUAUAAUAUAGUACUCGAUCACCUCUGGAUUUGUAUAAAAACUCCCGCAAAUUUUAAUGGCGAUAAUAUUAAAUGCAAUUCACCAGUAGUAUAAGCCCUUGUGUUUGAAGCCGCUAACAGAUGGCGCCAUAUUUUUAGUAAUUAAUUUAAUUUUAAGGCACUUCCACUGUGAUUUUAGACUCAAUAUUGCUAAUGUGCAUUCUUCGCUUAAUAGGUUUUCUUUUGACGUGCUGGAAACCAAAAUCAGUCCAGCCAUUCGUCGUAGAAACGUUGGAAAAGAUUUUAUAUUUCAAAAAAUAGUUUUUCGCGGUUCUUCGGCGAUUUGGCUUAACCGAUGUUGGUUUUCAGCACGUCAAAAGAAAGCAUAAAAAGUGAAGAAUGCACAUUAGCAGGAUUGAGUCCGAAAUCGCAGCAGAAAGGCCUUCAAAUAAAUUUAUUACGAAAGUAUACGGUGGCGCCAUCUGUUGGCGGCUUCGAACACUAAGGGUUUAUACAACUGGUGUAUUUAAUUGUGUGAAAAAAAUCAUUAAAUUUUGUCUUGACCCUGAAGUCACUAAAAACAUCAGAAUGUGUCCCCAAGUCCCAAAUCUCACAAAGAGUUUGCUCUUUGAUUAAAAUUGAAGUUAGAUUCUUGGCAGCCCUGCCGCAUAUCACGAGAGAGGGACAAACUCAGGUCGAAUCCCGCGGAAAAGCAGAAAGCUGGAUGUUCUGUCGUUGCCCAAAUUAAAAUGUAUGUUGUUGAAAACCGCAUGAUAUUGAAUUGCUUAUUGAAAAAGGAAGCGAGGUAGCGCAUGCAAAAUAGCAAUCGUGUUACAUGCAUCAAAUCAAAAGCGUCACUAGCAACUUUACUAAGAAAGUUGGACGCGUGUGUAAAAAUCUCCAAAGAUGUUUUUCGUCUUUAUUGGUAGACAAGUUGUUUGAAUGUACAAUUUUGUGUUCCCUCUAGCUGAGUGUUCAUUUCACUGUAGCGCAGGCAUUAAAUUGGAGAAACGGACCAAAUGUACACUUAAAUUUUGAUAUAAAAUAUUCACAAUUGUAGCUCUUCGCGCAUUUAAAAUAACACGUUAGGAGGUUGGAAUUUUUAAAUUUUGGACAGAUAUUACUCUAUAUUUUUGUUGAUUGGAAAUAUUUACACGCAGGGGGCCCCCGACGCGACGGAUUUGAAUUCGAGGGCCGCAGUAGACACGUAUUUCCUCGUAUUGAAUAAGAAGAUAAAAAAGCUUGUGAUCCAGCCACACACGCGUAGAUUUAAUUUCCACAAACAAAAAGCGCUUAACUAUACUAAAAAGUAUCUUCCCUGUACGACUGUGGUCUCUAUACACACAUUUGACGAAAUAUAUUUAUCACAUGUGAUCGCGAAAUUUACAAUAAAAAAAACAAUUGAAAACGCUCUUUACCGGUUCGGAAAUCAAUGUAUUAAAUAAAUGUGAAUUCAGCCAAGGUAGUAAUUAAUUUUCAUACGCCAUCUUCUAGUCAUUGUAUUUUAUAGAGCCAAAGAUGCAUUCAAAAGCAUUCCAAAAAUAAACUUCUUUCUGUAGUGUGAAUCAUCUUGAUUGGAAAAUAUGUUUGUUGAACAGCCCAUGUAUUAAAAGUAUAUAACAGAAAA